CGAGAGUCGCACGCACACAGGCUGGGGCGGGCGGCCUAUAAGAAGAGCCCGGUGUCAGCUGCAGUCCCCUAACUCAGCAGAUAAGAAGCUAGCUAGCCGCGCUUCACACUUCCUGGAUGCACACUAGCUUCGCCUCGUACGCCUCGCAAGAUCUCACCACGGCGACGACCGCCAUGCCUGCCUUGGAUAUGCUGCCGGAGAAGGCCCACCAGCCCGCCAUGUCGCCGUCGCACCACGGAUGGGACGCCACCGGCGCCCCCACCCCCAUGCACAAGAGGCUGGACGGGAAGGUGGCCGUGGUGACCGGCGGCGCCCGGGGCAUCGGCGAGGCCAUCGUGCGGCUCUUCGUGAGGCACGGCGCCAAGGUGGUGAUCGCCGACAUCGACGAGGCCGCGGGGGAGGCGCUGGCCGCCGCCCUGGGCCCGCACGUCGGCUUCGUGCGGUGCGACGUGUCCGUGGAGGAGGACGUGGAGCGCGCCGUGGAGCGCGCCGUGUCGCGUCACGGCCGGCUCGACGUGUUCUGCAACAACGCCGGGGUGCUGGGCCGGCAGACCCGGGCCGCCAAGAGCAUCCUGACCUUCGACGCGGGCGAGUUCGACCGCGUGCUCCGCGUGAACGCGCUGGGCGCCGCGCUCGGCAUGAAGCACGCGGCGCGCGCCAUGGUGGCCGCCGCGCCCCGCCGCGCCGGGAGCAUCGUGUCCGUGGCGAGCGUGGCGGGCGUGCUCGGCGGCCUGGGACCGCACGCGUACACGGCAUCCAAGCACGCCAUCGUGGGGCUCACCAAGAACGCCGCCUGCGAGCUGGGCGCGCACGGCAUCCGCGUCAACUGCGUCUCCCCCUUCGGCGUCGCCACGCCAAUGCUCAUCAACGCCUGGCGCCAGGGCCACGACGCGUCCGCGGCCGACGACGCCGACGCCGACAUCGACCUCGACGUGGCCGUGCCCAGCGACGAGGAGGUCGGCAAGAUGGAGGAAGUCGUCAGGGGCCUCGCCACGCUCAAGGGCUCCACGCUCAGGCCCAGGGACAUCGCCGAGGCCGUGCUCUUCCUCGCCAGCGACGACUCCAGAUACAUCUCCGGCCACAACCUUGUCGUGGACGGCGGCGUCACCACCUCGAGAAACUUAAUCGGGCUGUGAAUUGAUUAAUUAAUAAAUGACCUCUCCAUCCAUUCGUCUAGUUUAGAACAAAAAGAUUGUUUAGUCGAUGUAACUGCUCAAGUUCUUUCAUUUCGUUGAUUUGAUUCAGCGUGUUUGUCCGGAAUUCUCAAUCCGAGCCAACGGUUGAGGUUCUUUCGUGUUGCAUUUGCUGGCCAUUCAGACAUUCAGUUUGGUUGGUUAA
Brachypodium distachyon (stiff brome) is the source of this 1338-nucleotide messenger RNA. RefSeq names its product sex determination protein tasselseed-2. The record is from RefSeq and is a predicted model, not a curated record. The coding region runs from base 117 to 1136 and encodes 339 amino acids. The transcript is spliced from 2 exons. NCBI's taxonomy places the organism in Eukaryota, Viridiplantae, Streptophyta, Magnoliopsida, Poales, Poaceae.